AUGCAUGACAGCAUCUUUACGGGCGCACUGGGCAUCCAACAGAGAUGCGCACCGAAGGCCCAGGGCAGCUGUGUAGAUGCGGCGCGGUACAAGAGUUCAGCUGAACUCUGGGAUACUCUGGGGGCGCUCCAAGCGUUUGUGCAGCAGUCCAGGGAUGAUAGCAUGGUGCAUGGGUCAUCCAUUCCAUCGUUAUCAGGGGUGAUUGUUACGUGGAGAGUUUUCGUGUGUAUUCCUCAUUUACAGCGAGGACCCGGCUGGACCCAGCAGGCGCUCGCACGGCUACUGGACUGGCUGACCGCGCCAUACGUUACAGCAUCGCCGAACAGAGCGGCCCAUAAGCCUGUUGGCCCGCCUCGAGACGCAAACAGCCACGGUGGGCUGGCAAGGACGGCUUUGGAACCGGGAUGUGGCCUAGGGCUCGCACCCAGAGCGCUGAGCUUUCCACCGCACCUACAGCCGCAACUGCGUCAGCUGUUGGCCGCGCUGCCACGCUGUCCCAAACUGUACGACAGCCUGGACGAGCACAGCCGUCUGCUGCUGCAUGACCUUUUGUCGGUGCUGCCGCGGCGUUGUGCCAUGGGCACUACUACGCCUGCUCUUCAUGGCGCGGGGGCGGCGGCGGCGGCGGCGGUACGGCAGCUCCAUGGCAGCGGCGGAUCCGGAAGCCACCCCCGGCCAGGGGCGGCGGGCGCUGGAGCGGAGUACCAGCGGCGCGACAGCGGCCGACGGACUGUGUACAUAGGGCCCUGGAUUCGUGCGGCACUGGAGGCAUCGCGGUUGCGGUUUCAGUCCUCAGUCCCGCCCCCGCCGCCGCCGCCGCCGCCGUCGCCGUCGCCACAGGUAGACGUGGCGGCAGCGCCGCCGGCGCAAGAUCCCUCGGCUUCAUGGCCCGCUGAACGACGCGCACCUCUGGAAACCGAAUUUGUACCGCAAGCCGACGCGCCGCACAGGGUGACGUUGCCCCAUAAACGAAAGCCAACAGCGGGCGGUGACGGAGCCAGGGAUCUCCGUGGCGUUCCGUGGCGCCCCUCGAAUGCCGGGGGGGUCGACGCCGCUGCUGCUGCUGCCCAUGGCGACAUGGGUUUCCCUAAAAAGGAUGCGGGUUGGUGGUGGAUCCCGGAUCUAGAUCUGGAUCCAAAUUUGGAUCUGGACAGGACCAGCCGAGGUAACCCACAGGAUCGAUACGAAUCCGGAUACGCCCUGAAUCCAGAUCUAGUUACGGCUCCCGGAUUACCCGGUACCGGUUCUGCAUCUCAGACGGUGCCACCGGCGCCGUCGACGCCAGGCGCGCGCGUGGAUGAUGAUGUCUGUGCCCGCCGAUGGGGCUGGCGGCAAGACCGUAGCGACGGGGGGCUACCGUACGGUCAGCGGCCAGCGCGUCCAUCAGAGGCUUCGGUUUCGGAGCUGCGAAGAGCGAGGGAGGAGCGGCAGGAGGCGCUCUGUACUUCCAGUACGGUCACUGAAGAUGACGGGGCUGACGUGGCUGGGGAAAAGAACACCGAAGAGGAGGACCAACGGCAACAUCAGCGAGUGGCGGUUCAGAAGCGGACGGAGGAGGAGGAGGAGGAGGAACUGGGUGUCGACGGGCCGCGUGCGAAACGGCCCAGGACGGGGAUUACAGCCGCGGUGGCGGUGGCGGCGGCGGCAGAGCCAGCUACGCUGCCUCUGGGCACGGCAGCUGAUGAUAACACAACGGCGGCGGCGGCGGCGACAGCGGGGACGACGGUUGAUCCCAAGGCGAGCAUGGAGAAGUUUCUUCGUGCUCUUCAGGAGGUGAUUGGUGGCGGCGGCGGCGGCGGUGAUGACGGCGGCGGCGGCGGCGGCUUCGGGCGCGCCGCCGCGCCCUCGGAGGUCACCUCGUGGCGGCACCUGGAGACGCUCCUAGAGCAGUGUGCUGCAGCCGGCGGUACGGCGGCAGUCAUGGCCAGCGGCGGCGACGGCGUCGAUGGCCGGAGCUCCGCAGCGGCGGCCUUUCCACCGGACGUUGUACGGCACAUCAUGCGGCAGCUUCUGACGCCGCGGCUGAGUGGCGCGGCCGCGCGGAUGUUGCUGAGUGUUGCCGUACUACCGGCGGUGGCGGCGGUGGAGCGAGUAAUGCCGCGGCCUCUGCAAGAGGCCUUGGCCGCUGCGGCAGGCGGGGCCCAUCCACGGGCGCUGACGGAAGCCGUACUCAUCCCUGCCGUACAAUGGCCCCAACUGACUCCUGGUCAAGCCCAGCUCCUGGUCAAAGCAGUCACUGCGGGCAAGCCGCCGCUGCCGCCGCCGCUGCAGAGUCUUCUCCUCCGUGCCUCAUCCGCGUGUGGGUCUGUGUGGAGUGAGCCCCACGUGACGUUGGUCCACGGGCUGCUGGAGGCUGCUGGGGAGGGACUGGACCAGGUCGCAUUGGGAUUGUUAUGUCAAGGACUGCACGCCGCAGUUCGCAGCAACGACAACCCACACAUCCAGGCAGGCAUGACCCGCAGUGUACCGCUCUGCCGCCUGCUGCUGAGCCUGCUGACCAAGUACGGCAACCGGCUCAGUGUCGUACAGCUACGGCAGCUGCAAGAAGCCGCUGCCGCCAUGUCCACCUUUAUGACGAAACCCUGCAUGGUGAAGUUGCAGGAGCUGAUGGUGGCGGCGGCGGCGGCGCCGGGUGCUGGUGCUGUCGAUGGCGGUGUUGGCGGCGCGUGGGAGCUGUAA
Volvox carteri f. nagariensis is the source of this 2679-nucleotide messenger RNA. RefSeq lists its product as uncharacterized. Gene Ontology annotation, biological process: interstrand cross-link repair. The transcript has 6 exons. NCBI's taxonomy places the organism in Eukaryota, Viridiplantae, Chlorophyta, Chlorophyceae, Chlamydomonadales, Volvocaceae. Gene Ontology annotation, cellular component: Fanconi anaemia nuclear complex. Bases 1 to 2679 code for a protein of 892 amino acids. The record is from RefSeq and is a predicted model, not a curated record.